GUCUCCAUAGAAACCUCCACCUGUUUCCGGCCAGGCUGUGCGAGAUUAGGGGCUGCUACGGGGGACAAUCUCGGCCAGCUCGCCUUUUCCCGGCGGCCUCUGCGGGCGCGGUGGGUGUUGUACACAAUCAUCAUGGCGGCGGCCGGAGCCCCGGAUGGCAUGGAGGAGCCGGCCAUGGACACGGAGGCCGAGGCCGUGGCGACCGAGGCGCCCGCGCGGUCCCUCAACUGCGUGGAGGCCGAAGCCGCGGCGGGGGCGGCGGUCGAGGACUCCUGCGCCGGCCCAGGCAGCCUGCAGCCGGCCCCGGCCCAGCCCCCUGGGGACCCCGCGGCCCAGGCCUCGGUCAGCAACGGUGAGGACGCUGGCGGCGGCGCAGGUAGAGAGCUGGUGGAUCUGAAGAUCAUCUGGAACAAGACCAAGCACGACGUGAAGUUCCCCCUGGACAGCACAGGCUCCGAACUAAAGCAGAAGAUUCACUCGAUUACAGGUCUCCCGCCUGCCAUGCAGAAAGUUAUGUAUAAAGGACUGGUUCCUGAGGAUAAGACAUUGAGAGAAAUAAAAGUGACCAGUGGGGCCAAGAUCAUGGUGGUUGGCUCCACAAUAAAUGAUGUUUUAGCAGUAAACACACCCAAAGAUGCUGCGCAGCAGGAUGCGAAAGCUGAAGAGAACAAGAAGGAGCCUCUCUGCAGACAGAAACAACACAGGAAAGUGUUGGAUAAAGGAAAACCCGAAGAUGUGAUGCCAUCUGUUAAGGGUGCCCAGGAGCGCCUGCCCACGGUACCCUUAUCGGGCAUGUACAACAAGUCCGGUGGAAAAGUGAGGCUCACCUUUAAACUCGAGCAAGACCAGCUGUGGAUCGGCACUAAAGAGCGGACUGAGAAAUUGCCCAUGGGCUCCAUUAAAAAUGUGGUCAGUGAACCUAUCGAAGGACACGAGGACUACCACAUGAUGGCGUUUCAGUUGGGCCCCACGGAAGCCUCUUACUACUGGGUGUACUGGGUUCCAACUCAAUAUGUGGAUGCAAUCAAAGACACUGUGCUGGGGAAAUGGCAGUAUUUUUGAAAGCACUUUCACCUCUGGCCCAGGAGACUGACCCAAAGUGAAGGACAUUGCUGGGAGAGGCCUGCAGCAUCCCUGGAUUUCAGAGUUCUGGAACUUUGUUCAAAAAAAUCUAUAUCCAAUCUAAGGCGAUGUGGUGACUGAAGCCAGAGGUGAUGGACUUUCACCAUUAGCUUAAUUUUAACUUAAAAUCACCGGUUCCCUUUCUUGCAGUCAGCUUCAUACCAUUUUUAAAGUCAAUACAGUGGAGAUCAAUAAAUCUGAAUUCAGAACAUGUUGUGUGGAAUACUCUGAAGUGUGUUUGAGAGUAGGUCUCCUCAUCUUGUUUAGAAAGGAAUGGUCAAAAGCUUUCUGGUUUUAUUCCCCAAUGAUUUGAACUGAAAUAUUUUCAUAAAUAUUUGGUUGCAAGCAUUUGGACUGCAUUGUGAUGAGUUGGGGUGUUUUGUUGUUUAAUUUUUCAUAUAAAAUUGUAUGCAAAAAUGGGGGGGUUAGUAAGCCAUAUUUUUCUCUCCCUUGAUUCAGAUUUAAUUCUUCCCCUUUUUUUACUUUCUCACUUCUUAGAUUUGAGUUUUUGUUUUUAAAACCCAAAGAUGUCAGUUCCUCUUUUCGUACCUCAUCCAUGCUUCCUUGCCUGGCCUCCCUCCCGCCAAGCUGCUGCUGGUGAAUGCGCGGUGGGAGGGGAGGAGCCAUGUGGUCUUGGUCAGGGAGCGCUCACACUUGCUGUGGUGUUUGUCGAGCAGCAGAGUAUCUCACAGUGACUCCUGUCUAAAUGUCCUGCCUUUGGGCCCCAGUCUGCGGGGUCCCACUGCUGGUUUGAUGGUGGCCUGCCCGUCUGGCUGACCGGGGCGGGGCCACUCCACACAUCAGCAGAGUCCCUUGGAGGAGGAGCCAGUGGAAGACAGUUUGAGCCAUAGAGCCACAGACCCAGGUAUCUUCUUUCUUUGGAAGUUUUGAGAAAUUCCUAAGCAGUCCAACGAUUAUUUCAAUUACGCGUCUCCAUUUGGUCCUUAUGCUCAUGCGUUGUGUUCAAGUGUCCUUCAUCCCAGGUUCAGAGAUGCCACCUUUCUCCAUAAGAAGACAUCUGACCGAGUGGGUUGGCCCAUGUAUUUAGACAUCGAAGAUGGGAUAAAUGGCUUUUUGUGAUUAGCUCACCCUCUUCUGGUUUUAGCCCUUUGUUCUUCGUACAUGUGAACUUCUGUUGUCUCCUUCUGGCUUGAUUGACUCUGAAAUAGGGGGAAGUCUCUUGGUGAGUGAUACCCUUUGUGCUGUUUGCUGUUUCUCUGCUGCUGUCUUUGCGAUUCUCCCCUCCCUGGUUGCAGGCUCUCCUAGUAAGGUUUGACGAGAGAUUUUCCAAACUUCACAUUUUGGAUUCUAGGCUGUUUCCCCUCAUUCUGUGAAAUGUAUUAGCAUGUGUUCGCCUAAGAUGACUGUUCCUUGUGAGCCAGUUCAUGGUGAUAUUCUACACCCUCCCCUCCUAAGCCGUAGUUCAGGAAUCCAGCCCUUGUAGACAGGCUCUUGCUUUUCGUGGUGUAGUCAAUGCCAAGUUGUGCAUCUGGGCAGGAAAAUCCACUCUCGCUUUUUUGGGGGCAUCAUACAUAUGUGAAGUGUAGCAUCCAAGAAACUGCCUGUUUUUCAUCCCUUGAAAAAGGAGCAGCAACUGCAGCUUUUCUGUCCUCGUGGGCCUGCAGUUCGCAGAGAAGAGAGUGCUGCUUUGCUGCCUGGAAGCCUCUGCGCUCGACAGGUCUACAGAAGACACGGUCAGGUAGCAAGUAGAGCGUCAUCUCACUUUGAAUCCUGCCCUUCUGUUGGCCAGUGUCCCUGUUCUGGAGACGUGUCCUGACAGGGCCGCGGGCGUCUCUGUCCCCAGGCUGGCCUCGCAGUGCUGCUCAGAGGCCCUUCCCUCCAGGUCUUCUCUCCCCUUUCAUGUGGCCACCACGCCACCUGCCACCCCUUCCUCCGGGUGACGGCAUGUGUUCCAUCGUCUCCCUGCUCCCCAAGGGCCAAACUGCUUCUCACUCAGGCGGGUGUCAUUUUAAGACAGGACCAAAGCCUGUGUGAAUCUUUUUAUUUUAAGUAAAAUGGUGCUUUUUCCUUACUUCAAGAUACUAUAUAUAAAUAAUAAUGUAAAUGACACCUUUUCGUACAGAGCUGUCUGAGUAUUGCUUUACAGAGCUCGCUCAAUGGGCUCAGGAACAAUCUUGAGCUCUAGCUCCUGACCCUGUCUGCACGGAGACCUUGCUGGAAGCCCCUGGGAGAGCAAAGGUGGACACCACUGGCCCUCCGGGGAGAAGUAUUUAGUUAACUCCGUGUCCAGGUCACAGCAGUAUUCACUCUUGUCACUCAGUCCUGUGAGCAGUCUCUUCCCACUUUCCUCGCCGUCCAGAGUGCGCUGACGCCUCUGUGAGCACACGGAAGUUCUUUUCCCCUAGGUAGCAUCGCAGUGUUAAUUUUCUCCUCAGGAUUCUCUCCACACAGGCCUGCCCUGUUGGAGCACACUAGUUCUUUCCCUGGGGUGCGACCUUUCCUCCCGGGGCAGAGGGCCUGCAGGGGCUACGGCAGAGCUGGUUCUAAGAGCAGGCUCCGGUGCUCAGGGGGCAGGCCAGGCAAGCACAUCUCCCUCGUUGGACGCCUCUCAGAGCCUCCUGGUGGGCUGCUUGCUCGUCUAGAAUCUGCUAGUGGUCUUCCUGCCGAUCUUUGCCCACAGACAUCAUGCCUUUCUUUCCCUCCCUGAGGUGACUUGACAGAACACUGACGAGGGGAUCCUGCGGAGGCUCGGGGCCCUCUCAGCUCCGUUUCAGAGGACUUAGCCAGCUCGCCAGUUGCUGGAACUCUUUGGUAUUAAUGUAUUUUGAUUGAUGAUGGGCCUUUUGCAAGUAGUUUUAGUUCUCUUUAAAUGAAGUUGAACCGAGCUAAGGAUGCACUUUCCUAUAAUCUUGAUGUGGCAGGGGCCCAAGUGAGGCCCUCGGUAGCCUCCUUAGUUGCUACGUUCUGUUAAGAGGGCCAAAGAGACCAACUUUGCCACAUUGCUGCCUCUCUGAAGAGUUGCCAUAUUUCAGCCAGAAGGGGCUUGUGUUCCUCGUACUCUUACUUGAACCAUGUGCCUGGAGGAGCCAUCCUGGUCACUUGCACUUGGCCCACCUUUCUUUGCCUGGGGCGGAGAAGGCCCAGGGGAUAGACACAGUGUGCUAAGGGCCGAGCAAGGGCGGCCUUGCUUUCCGCCCCAUCUUGGGAGGGAGACCUCCUCGCUCCUUGCAUCUGCUCAUGCCAGUUGUCUUGCAAAGGAUGGCCCCUUUGUCUUGAGGCUUUGUGAGACAUCUCCAGUUGGAGCGGCGCCUGGUUCCUCUUCACAGGACCUGGUAGCCUUUCUGAGGCGACAGGCGGUCAGGAGUCCUCUGACGUGCGGAACAUCCAGUGAACCUACCUGUCAGGCUGGGGGCGUCUACUGCUUUCUAAAUUUCUAAGAACCUCUUUUUUCUUCAAGAGUUCUGCGGAAUUAUUUGACAAUAUACGUAAAAACCAUGUCUCCUUGUGGCGUGUGCUCUGUUCUGGUUUUUGUUUUUAAAUCUAAUGCCUGUUUGGGAGGAGAUGAACGUAUUUAGUCUAUUAGAUUUGCGCUGCUGGAUUUUUUUUUUUUAAAGUGUAACCUUGACUAGCUGUCUUAUUGUUUAUCCUGUAAGAUUAGUCUAUCAA
Molecule: messenger RNA, 4749 nt
Organism: Talpa occidentalis (Iberian mole)
Lineage: Eukaryota; Metazoa; Chordata; Mammalia; Eulipotyphla; Talpidae
Gene: UBFD1
Product: ubiquitin family domain containing 1
Exons: 7
Coding region: 133-1062 (309 amino acids)
Molecular function (GO): cadherin binding; RNA binding
Source: RefSeq, a predicted model, not a curated record